Molecule: messenger RNA, 359 nt
Organism: Thamnophis sirtalis
Lineage: Eukaryota; Metazoa; Chordata; Lepidosauria; Squamata; Natricidae
Source: RefSeq, a predicted model, not a curated record
UGUGGUCAUCCUUUGUUAGGUCAUUUGCAAGAAAUUUCAAAUUCCCUGUGGAGCAGAACUUGAUCUAAUUAACGCAACUGCGAACAUUACCAUGGAGCAAUUGUUGCUUGCAAAUGAAACAAAUAUUAAUGCAACUUAUGAUUCCUGUGUACCAAAAUAUUUUAUCUUCAACUCAAAGACUGUCUAUGCUGUACCAAUCCUGACAUUUUCUUUUGUCUGUCAUCCUGCUAUUCUCCCUAUUUAUGAAGAACUGAAAGGCCGAACACGCAGAAGAAUGAUGAAAGUAUCCAAUGUUUCAUUUUUUGCUAUGUUCCUCAUGUAUCUUUUGGCUGCUCUCUUUGGAUACUUGACAUUUUAUG